Eptesicus fuscus (big brown bat) is the source of this 1625-nucleotide messenger RNA. It is a transcript of the gene STARD6, whose product is annotated as StAR related lipid transfer domain containing 6. Bases 86 to 763 code for a protein of 225 amino acids. Gene Ontology annotation, molecular function: lipid binding. The record is from RefSeq and is a predicted model, not a curated record. The transcript is spliced from 7 exons. Lineage: Eukaryota; Metazoa; Chordata; Mammalia; Chiroptera; Vespertilionidae.
CUUUUCCACUGACCCUGCGGGCGAAGAUACCCUCGUUACUCCACCGGAACAUACUCCACCCAGCCAAUGUCACAUCACCAGGUAGAUGGACUAUAAAGUACUUGCCCAACAAACUGCUCAAGAUAUUUUAGGUUACAAUCAAGAUACAUCAGGCUGGAAAGUGGUUAAAUCUUCAAAAAAAAUAACUGUUUCUAGCAAGGCUUCUAAAAAAUUCCAUGGAAAUAUAUAUCGUGUUGAAGGAAUAAUUUCAGAAUCAACAUCUAAACUAGCUGAUUUCCUCUACAAGCCUGAAAUUAGAAUUACAUGGGAUAAAUCAUUGAAAGUGUACACUAUGAUACACAAGAUUGAUUCGGACACAUUCAUAUGUCAUGCCAUUACACAAAGUUUUGCCAUGGGCUCAAUUUCCCCCCGAGACUUUAUCGACAUAGUGCACUUCAAGCGCUAUGAAGGGAAUGUGAAUGUGAUCAGUUCUAAAAGUGUGGAUUUUCCAGGAUAUCCUCCAUCUUCACAUUACAUCCGUGGUUAUAACCAUGCUUGUGGCUUUGUCUGUUCACCUCUGAAAGAUAAUCCAGCGCAUUCCAAACUAGUGAUGUUUGUCCAGACAGAAAUGAGGGGGAAAUUGUCCCCAUCAAUAAUUGAAGCAACUAUGCCUUCCAACUUAGUGAGCCUCAUCCUCAAUGCAAAGGAUGGAAUAAAGACACACAAAGCUCCGCCAGAACGUGGAUGUCAUCAUAGUUGCCAGUCACUCCAUAAGAAGAAAUGAGGCUGUUUACAACGAGGCCAUAUAAAAUCAUGUGUAGUUACUGCAGUUUACUUCUAAGUCAAUAUGCAUAAGUACUGUUAAACUUUUCUAGACAGUAUUCUUGUACAAAUUAUUGAAGGUACAUUGUGGAAAUAAGAACUCAUAGUUGUACAAGAGAACAGUCUUAAAUAUAGUUUUGAAUCGCAUAUAAGACUGAUGGUCAAUAACAAGUAUUUUUUGUUUUAUUUUUUUAAAUUAUAUUUUUAUUGAUUUCAGAGAGGAAAGGAGAGGGAGAGAUAGAAACAUCAAUGAUGAGAGAAACAUCGAUUGGCUGCCUCCUGCAUGAACCCUAUUGGGGACUGAGGCCACAACUCGGGCAUGUGCCCUGACCGGGAAUCGAAUCAUGGCCUCCUGGUUCAUAGGUCGAUGCUCAACCACUGAGCCACACCGGCUUGGCCAAUAACAAGUGUUCUUUUUAUUUUUUAAAUAUAUUUUUAUUGAUUUGAGAGAGGAAGGGAGAGGGAGAGAGAGAUAGAAACAUCAAUGAUGAGAAUCAUCGAUAAGCUGCCUCCUGCACGCCCCCUACUGGGGAUUGAGCCUGCAACCCAGGCAUGCACCCCUGACCUGAAUCAAACCUGGGACCCUUCAGUCCGCAGGCCAACACUCUAUCCACUGAGCCAAACCAACUAGGGCAACAAUUGUUCUUAAUGCCCUUUAUCUUUUGCUUUCCCCCCCCUGGAAAAUGUUCUGCAAAAAGUCAGUAAGAAAGCACAUGAGAUCAUCACUAAUUAAAGAUUAAAAUAUAUUUUAAAUUGGUUUUCCUUCACUUACUGCUUAAAAUUGAUAAUUGUAAAAAAUAUGAACAUAAAAUUGGAAAGAAUUA